AUGGCCUCUCCCACCGAGCCUUCUAGUUCUCGCUCCGUCUUCCUCGGCGUCGAUGUCGGCACCGGCAGCGCUCGCGCUGGUCUGUUUGACGAGGAAGGGAAGCUUCUUGGUUCGUCUAGCAGCCCGAUACAGAUAUGGAAAGAUGGUGCUUUUGUUGAGCAAUCCUCUACAGAUAUAUGGCUUGCAGUAUGUGCUGCAGUAAAAGCAGCCUGCUCUAAAGCAGAAGUUGCACCUACAGAAGUAAAGGCUCUGGGAUUUGCAGCUACUUGUUCACUUGUUGCGGUGGAUUCUGACAGCUCACCUGUUUCGGUUUCUCCGAGUGGUGAUUCAAGAAGAAAUGUGAUAGUAUGGAUGGAUCAUAGAGCUGUAGACCAAGCCGAAAGGAUCAAUAAAAGUAACUCACCUGUAUUGGAGUACUGUGGUGGAGGUGUUUCACCUGAAAUGCAACCGCCAAAGCUUCUAUGGGUUAAAGAAAAUUUGCAAGAAUCUUGGUUAAUAGUUUUCAGGUGGAUGGACUUGAGUGACUGGUUGUCAUACAGGGCUACUGGAGAUGAUACUCGUAGUCUUUGCACCACAGUUUGUAAAUGGACAUAUCUUGGUCAUGCUCACAUGCAGUAUGUAAAUGAUAAAGAUUCCCAAGGUAUGGAAGCUUGUGGGUGGGAUGAUGAGUUCUGGGAGGAAAUUGGUUUGGGUGAUCUUCUUGAAGGACAUCAUGCUAAGAUAGGACGAAGUGUUGCUUUCCCUGGCCAUCCUUUGGGUUCUGGCCUUACUCCUGCUGCAGCGAAGGAAUUGGGUCUUGUGCCAGGAAUUCCUGUUGGGACAUCACUGAUUGAUGCUCAUGCUGGUGGUGUGGGGGUAAUUGAAAGUGUGCUCCCAUCUGAAGCUGAAGAGCAUGAUGAGGAAGCAAUUUGCAGCCGUAUGGUGUUAGUUUGUGGUACUUCUACAUGCCAUAUGGCUGUAUCCCGGAGCAAAUUAUUCAUUCCUGGGAUUUGGGGUCCGUAUUGGUCAGCGAUGGUACCAGAAUAUUGGCUGACUGAAGGCGGACAGAGUGCUACUGGUGCAUUAUUGGAUCAUAUAAUUGAAAACCAUGCUGGUUCUAUGCUCCUAGCAAAUCAAGCUGCUUCCCAAAAGAUCUCAGUGUUUGAGCUUCUAAACAAGCUCUUGGAAACAAUUAUGAUUGAGCAGAACCAAUCCUUUUUAGGCGCCCUGACUGAAGAUUUACAUGUUCUUCCUGACUUUCAUGGGAACAGGUCUCCCAUUGCAGAUCCAAAAGCAAAAGGAGUUAUCUAUGGUUUGACACUUGAUACAAGUGACAAACAGUUGGCUCUUCUAUACCUGGCAACUGUGCAGGGCAUUGCAUAUGGCACACGUCACAUUGUAGAACACUCCAAUGCCCAUGGUCACCAAAUCAACACACUACUUGCAUGUGGUGGCUUAUCAAAGAACCCUGUCUUCAUUCAGGAACAUGCUGAUAUUAUUGGUUGCCCUAUAAUUCUUCCAAGGGAAAGUGAAUCUGUACUCUUGGGUGCUGCUAUUCUGGGUGCUGUCGCAACAAAGAAAUAUAGUAGCCUUAGGGAGGCCAUGAAAGCCCUGAAUGCAGCUGGUCAGGUUAUUCAUCCAUCUAAUGAUCCGAAAGUGAAGAAGUACCAUGAAAUUAAAUACAGGAUAUUCCGUGGCCUUUAUGAACAGCAGCUCUCUAAUCGUUCCAUGAUGGCUCAGGCCUUGGCAUAG
This is a messenger RNA of Lathyrus sativus (Indian pea), 1731 nucleotides long. Lineage: Eukaryota; Viridiplantae; Streptophyta; Magnoliopsida; Fabales; Fabaceae. The record is from the annotation of a GenBank genome assembly.